This is a messenger RNA of Seminavis robusta, 2994 nucleotides long. NCBI's taxonomy places the organism in Eukaryota, Bacillariophyta, Bacillariophyceae, Naviculales, Naviculaceae. The record is from the annotation of a GenBank genome assembly.
CAAUCCAACGACAGCCAGAUACUCUACUAGGUAGUCUACUAGUAGAGCUAGAUGAUGGACCCCAAAGAAGAGUGGGUGUUAUUGGUUCCACCAAAGCUUGCCAAAUCUAGCUAUGCUACCCUGGUAGACUCGCAGUGUGUGUUUCGACCCUGGCAUUUGGAGGGAAGGUUUGGUUCGAGGACUCAUCGGCAUCCGCUACCGCCUCCAACCAACGAUGAUAAUGAUACUACUACUACUACUAAGAAACUCCUCUACAAGAUUGGAAUUCCCGUCUUAUCCAAGGACCAUGUGCUGCAACAGGCAAAUUCGCACUCGGAUCUAAAGCAACUGCUGCAAGAAGAUGACGUUGAGUUUGUAUGGAAAGCAUUCACGCCCUCCAAUCGAGCCGUUCGCGAUGCUCCCUAUUUUGAUGCCCGUAUUCACCCGGAACGAGCACCCUCAACGCCACUACCACAACAACAACCUCCCCACAGCUUUACGUACGUGGAUCUGUUUGCCGGAAUGGGCGGAUUUGCCGUGGCACUGGAUGCUCUGGGAGGUACUUGUGUCAUGGCAUCGGAAAUUGACGAGGCUUGUCAACGACUCUACCGUCGCAACUUUCCCACGGCUCCAUUGCUCGGAGAUAUCUAUCAAAUUGACAAGCUGCCAGCAAACACAAACAACACAAAAGUGGAUCUAUUGGUAGGUGGAUUUCCCUGCCAACCCUUUAGUGCCUUGGGAGAACAACCCGGAAUUGAUUGCCCGAAAGCGGGAGGACUGUUUCUGGAAAUUGUCCGUCUGCUGAAGAUGAUCCAACCAAGGGCGUUUUUAUUGGAAAAUGUACCGGGACUGCUCGCCAUGAAAGACACGUUUGACCAAAUCAUACAGGCUCUCCAAGGAGCUGGUUAUUCGGUCCAAUAUGAUGUCUGCAAUGCUCGUGGAUUGACGGCAUCCUCGCGGAAACGACUCUUCAUUGUGGGAUUUUUGGUAUCUGAAACCAAUGCCACCACCAACACAGACAGCAACGAUAAUACUCCCCAAUCUUCAUUCGAAUUCCCAUACGUCCCUGAUCUGCAACUCAAAGCAUCGGAUGUGAUUGAUUUCACCAACCAAGAACUCUCCGACAUGGAAGCGGAGUUAUUGCCCAUUUCGGAUCAACAGCUGGAUCAAUUACAGCAUCAUUGCAAGAAAUGGCGUCCGGCACACAUGGCGUGGCCCAAUACAACCUGCAAUACACUCGUCUCGCAUUAUGGAAAUUCCAUUGCCCGCGGACAUUCCCAGCUGGUUCCCGCAUCGGCCGCCACCGCCAACGCCAACAAUCCACGCCGAUUUUCGCCGCGCGAAUGUAUCCGCCUCAUGGGGUUUCCCGCGAGCUACCAACUACCAUCCAAACCACCCCAAGAUAGUGUUCAAGGAGAUCGGGCAUUUCUCAAGGAACACUAUCGCAUGGCGGGGAAUGCCGUGUGUCCACCACUGAUUGCCGCGUUGGCAGGAGCCGUGCUGGCGCAUGGGUCGGCGCAACCGCAAUCAUGGGUCGACUAUGGCCGACAAGUAGCCGUGGAUCUGGCGUAUCAAGCGACACGAACCGGCAGGCCACAGGCGAAUGAUGGGAAGAAUGAUAAUGGGGGAGACGAACACAACAAGAGUGCCAAAAGACCGUUUGACGCUUUGGAAUAAUAAACGGCACUAACAAACGAACUCGCAGGGCGAGGAAGGGGAACUUCCUACUUUACUGGCACUGUAAUUUGGGAUUUACAACUGGCAAAUGCUACUAAAGUCGUUCACAAACGACCAACAACUCGCUACAUUAUUGCAAGACUGUCAUUCGAUUUGAUAUGAUUAUCAAAGCAAAAGCUUCUGGAUUCCGCCAUGCAUCUCAUCUGCCAAAUCGACGAGACUUGGGAUGCCAAAGUUGAAAAACAAGUGCGACAACCAAUGCGCCCCCAUCGAAAAUGGCAUCCAAUAACAGAUAUAAAUAUCCAGUCGCAGCGUUACGUAGGCUCCAAUCAUCCACAGGAUAUCCCAUCGAAAUAGUUGGCGCUUGGUGACGGCAAAACCAAUGGCGGAAAAAGCAUAGAUGAAGCAGGCAUGUUCCAACUCAUCAAACUUUAAGCGACCGAGAACUUGCAUACCGGGACCGACCAGUGAGACAAAUAAGGGAAGGUUGCCGCCCGAGAGGAUAAAGAAUGAACCCAUCAGAUACCCAUUCACGCCCAAAGCUAACCAAUGAUGAUCUCGAAGCAGAUGACCCACUGUUCCCGCUGCAAGUCCGAGACACAUGAAAAUAUGGUGCAGAGGUGGUUCAAAACCGUGUUUUUUGAAGAGAACAAUCGCCAGAAGGAUAACUCCAGCUCCAGCUACCACUGUAUCGAGGACAUUUGCUGCACCGCUUGUAUUGGAACAAAAGUCGCUGGAAGCAAUUCCAAGGAUUGCCGGCCGCUGGCCGCCGUCGAGUAGGGGUGUCAUGGGGUGCAAUAGCGACAAGAAAUCGUAGACAUGAUGAAUUAUUUUUGCUGCUUCGGUAAACAUCCUUGGGCUUUCGUUGGGGGCUGCUGUCAAGGUUGAUGGCUUGUUUUAUCGUCUUGUUCGAAUCUGUCUUGUAGUUCUAGCUUUUGUUGUAGUUUUUUCAACUUGAGUAUUGUGAGCUCAAUCCGAGCUUUGAACUGUUUCUCUGAUAGCUCGUUCAUCUUGCUAUCCGAACGACUUGCAUUCUCACAAGUAGCUGUGUAGCUAUGUCGGGACCGGUUGUCUGCCUGGGUUCGCUGCGUAAAGUCUGCUUGCAUGCAUUGCCUUUCCUUUUUGAGGGUUGAACCGUUCGAGGCGGUUCUCGGACGAUGGCCAUCAGAACGAAGGAGCUCGUUACUGCAUCGACAGGGUUUGGGUGCACACAGUAAUUCGACAGAGUUUGGGAGCACACAGUAAUUCAAUCAAUGGGGCUACCGUACCGGUGGCCUCACCACAAGUCACGGAGUCACGGUAGCGAAACCGGUACCGCCUGGCACCUGGUAGCGGUAG